AUGUUACUGUCACGCACUUUCAUCUCCUUCUUCAUAUUUGGUCUCAUAAAUAAUGUUCUCUACGUCGUCAUCCUCACAGCCGCCCACGACUUAGUUCCGCCAACAACUCCGAAAUCUCUUGUUUUGCUUGCUGAUAUUUUGCCGGCUUUCCUACUUAAGUUGUGCUUACCGCUAUUUGUCACUAAACUUGCUUCAACAAAUGGUGCUGUUGAUUCAAAGAGGCAAAGCGUCAGCUUGGGUAUAAACUAUCCUUUGAGAUUGGCUAUGAUUGUGCUACUUUCGAGUGUUGGUAUAAUAUUAACCUCCUUACCUGUUCCCCUAUUUAUUGUCCUUGGGGGAGUCGUACUAGCUUCGCUAUCUUCUGGAUUAGGAGAAACAACUUUCCUCCAAUUGAGUCACUAUUAUAGCACUAACGGCUCGACAAAGGCGCUAAAAUCAACGAAUGUCGCCAUCCACGGUUGGUCGAGUGGUACUGGUGGUGCAGGAUUGGUAGGAGCUGGGUUGGUUCUAGUUUUUACUACCAUUAUCAAGGUGCCGAUAGAUUGGGUACUAAGAUGUUGUGCAUUGAUGCCCUUUUUCCACCUAUGGGUUUUCUAUGGCUAUCUUCCUGCACCAACACUUAAUGUGUCUUCUUCGUGCUCGGUAAAUGAAGAUGUGGAAGACCUGAUAGAUGGCACCAAUGGUUAUAGCGAUCAUGCCCUAGUUGAAAAUCCUGCUUUGGUUGACAUCAAUUGCGAGGCUGGUGAAAAUCUCUCCAAUUCUAAAAAUGGGUUCUUUGCCAUACUGCUGCCAAAGAUAAGACAAUACUUUUUCAUAUAUAUGCUACCCUUAUCGGUGGUUUACUUUGCGGAGUAUGUCAUAAAUCAAGGUGUUGCUCCAACUAUGUUAUUCCCAUUGACUGAAACGCCAUUUACGACAUUCCGUGACUCGUAUGUCGCAUAUGGGACAAUCUACCAAGUCGGUGUUUUCAUCUCGAGAUCUUCAGGAUCUGUGAUUAGGUUGAAGAAUUUGUACUUGUUGGGAUUUUUACAGGUGAUAAAUCUUGCGGUCUGCAUUUUACAAAGUAUAUUCAUGUUUGUUCCUAACAUUUGGAUUGUUUUCAUUAUAAUCUUAUAUGAAGGUUUGUUAGGUGGUGCUGGAUAUGUAAAUACCUUUAUGAGUGUUUCUGAAGAGGUUGAAAGUCAUGAAAGAGAAUUUGCUCUCGGCUGUGUUGGUAUUAGUGACAGUUUCGGAAUAGUCAUGGCUGCAGGCAUCAGUCUCUGGCUAGAGCCUACAUUAUGCCACUUCCAGGUGGAUUCGGGUAGAGAUUGGUGUACUCUGAAAUAA
Molecule: messenger RNA, 1326 nt
Organism: Pichia membranifaciens NRRL Y-2026
Lineage: Eukaryota; Fungi; Ascomycota; Pichiomycetes; Pichiales; Pichiaceae
Exons: 1
Coding region: 1-1326 (441 amino acids)
Biological process (GO): regulation of intracellular pH
Cellular component (GO): membrane; vacuole
Source: RefSeq, a predicted model, not a curated record